Molecule: messenger RNA, 1140 nt
Organism: Purpureocillium lilacinum
Lineage: Eukaryota; Fungi; Ascomycota; Sordariomycetes; Hypocreales; Ophiocordycipitaceae
Source: RefSeq, a predicted model, not a curated record
AUGUUGAAAGAAAUCGCUGUCAUCGCAGGCGCCUUCGCCGCGCUGCAGGGCGUCUCGGCCGGGCCCAUGAACGCAAAGCGCGCCAACGUCAACGAGAUCGCCCACCGACUCCCGGAUAAGAAAGUCGUCGGCGACGCGUGCCACCCCCUGGGCGAGUACAAGCUUGGAGGCAACCAGCUCAUCCCGCCUUGCGUGUCGGAGCAGAUCCUCACGUCGCAGUGCGAGGGCGUGAGCGGCGUGAUGAACCCUGGCAGCGGGAAGGAGAACCAGGCUGCCUACAAGGACUGUCUGUUCGGCAAGGGCAGCACCUUUGAGAACGACCAGCAGGGCUGCCUGGAGUGCAAAAAGGCGCACAACCACCUCACGCCCGAGCAGGUUGAGUUUAUGCAGUCCCGAGUGAAAAAGGGCAACGAGGCCUUCAAGAGCGCGCCCGAGGGCCUCGUGUGGGACUCGACUCAGAAGUACAUCAACUGGGAUGAAUACAACAGACUGCCCAGCCCUCAGGAGAAGGACACGUCCAAGAAGAACUCCCCGGUCGAGGAGUACUACGUCAGCAAGCCAGAGGGCCCGCAGAACAUUGGCGCCUUCACCUUCAACGGCACCAAGUACCCCGUCAGCGACAACGACACCUCUGCCAGCGUACCUGAGCCCAUCACCCGCCCCGACCCGAUUCCGCAGCGUCAGGUCGCGCUGGUCCAGCAGGGCGCCAGCAUCAUGAAGGUGGCGGUGACCAUUGUAACCAAAGCCGUCCUGACCAUUCGGUCCAACACCAUCAUCUACGCCGCAAUCAGGGAGGUCCCUGAGGUCGUGCCAGAUGUUGCGCCUGUGGAUGCCACAAAGGAGGAGAAGCAGGCCUUGCCCGAGUGUGUCGCCUGCCAGAAGAAUUCCAGCAAAGCUAUCCAGGGAAGUGAGGUCACUUCCACGGUCACCGUCGCCUCGAAGGUGGAGUUGGAGGUUCUGUCCGUCGUCGAGAAGGAAGCCAAGGUGUCCAAGAUUGGUGCCGGCCAGCUGUCCAAGGAGGGCGUUGAUAAGGUGCGGAAAGAUGCCGCUGGGAUUAUCGGCACGAACCCCGUCGCCUCUGCAAGCACUGGCAAGGGCACGAAGGGCAAGUCCUGCAAGCCACGAACGACCCGCGCUUGA